AUGGCUCCAACCGAACCUAAGAAGGGUGGUGCCAAGAAGCCUUCUGCUUACAAUGAGUACAUGAAGGUCCAACUUGCCAAACUCAAGGCAGACGCCGAGAAGACCGGAAAGAAAUCCGACCACAAGGAGAACUUCAAAAAGGUCGCUGAAUCCUGGAAGACUGCUCCUGAGAACCCCGUUAGUAUCAUUGUCCUUUGCUUGCCUUUUCUACCCCUUUCCUUUGAAAGAGGGAAAUCAGUCGCCAUCAAUCUUAAUUGA
Molecule: messenger RNA, 258 nt
Organism: Kwoniella shivajii
Lineage: Eukaryota; Fungi; Basidiomycota; Tremellomycetes; Tremellales; Cryptococcaceae
Exons: 5
Coding region: 1-258 (85 amino acids)
Source: RefSeq, a predicted model, not a curated record